Peromyscus maniculatus bairdii (prairie deer mouse) is the source of this 939-nucleotide messenger RNA. RefSeq names its product vomeronasal type-1 receptor 4-like. Gene Ontology annotation, molecular function: pheromone receptor activity. Gene Ontology annotation, biological process: G protein-coupled receptor signaling pathway. The record is from RefSeq and is a predicted model, not a curated record. Gene Ontology annotation, cellular component: membrane. NCBI's taxonomy places the organism in Eukaryota, Metazoa, Chordata, Mammalia, Rodentia, Cricetidae.
CAUAGAAUGGACUUCUGGAUUCUGGCAAUCAGAAUUAUUUUCUUAUCACAAACUUUAAUUGGAAUUCUGGGAAAUUUUUUUCUUAUUUUCUGCUAUCUAGUCCUUUACUACAGAGAAUGUGUAUUAAAGCCCACAGAUUUGAUUCUUUUUCACCUAAUGACAGCCAAUGCCAUGAUCAUACUCUCUUCAGGAGUGCCCCACACAAUGGCAGCAUUUGGGCUGAUGCAGUUCUUGAGUGAUUUUGUAUGCAGGAUCCUAUUAUAUAUUCAAGUAGUUGGCCGAAUUGUGUCCAUUGGAACCACCUGUCUCUUGAGUGUCAUCCAGGCCAUGAUCAUCAGAUCCAGGGAAUCCUGUUGGAAGGAUCAUAAAUUCAAAACUGUAAAUUAUAUAUGCUGUUCCGUUUCCCUUCUGUGGAUCAUCUCCAUGUUAAUACAUUUCAUUUUCUUUGUGUAUCCGCUUAUCAAAUUUAAUAGCAAAAAUAUAACAACAAAACUAGAGUUUGGAUACUGCCCUACUGUAGAGCGUGAUGAAAUCAGUGACUCAUUUUAUGUAGCAUUGAUGGUGUGCCCUGAGGUCUUCUUUUCUCUGCUGAUCACCUGGUCCAGCAGCUCCAUGAUUUUCAUUCUGUGCAGACACAAGCAGAGAGUACAACUCAUCCACAGCUCACGUGGUUCCAGCAGAUCCUCUCCUGAGUCCAUAGCAAUUAAGAACAUCCUGGUACUGCAGUCUACCUUUCUGACUUUUUAUACUUUCUCCUCUGUCUUGCGAAGCUGCAGUCUUCUUUUGUAUAAUCACAACUGGUGGCUGGUGAACAUCACUCGACUCACUUCUCUGUGUUUUCCAUCUUUCGUACCCUUUGUUCUUAUGAAACAUUACUCCAUUGUUUCCAGGAUUACUUCAAUGUGGAUCAGUAAUAAAAAUAAUUUAUUCUUAUUUUAA